GUUUCAGUUGUCAUUUUACUACAGCCGCUGUUAGUUAGUUAUUUGUGUGCGUCGUCGCGCGUUUCCCAGCAAAUAAGACUGCAACGCGAAGUUUGAGCCACACCAGCAGCGGUAACAUCUGCAGCAGAACGCAGCAACAGCAGCAACAUCCUUCCUGGGCGUGCGCGCGCGUUUAGAAACGCGCGCAAAUAUCGCCUAGCGUUAGUGGGAUUUUUGCUUGUGAUUUUUGCAUGUUCUAUUUGCUAACUUUGCUGCUGUUUUCAGUCGCUAUCGCGAUCUUCUCAAGGCUGCACGCGUUUUCUGCUGACGUCGCCGUUUGCGUCGCUGCCGCGUCGUCAUCGCGUCUGCGUCGCGUCUACGUGUUCAAAGGCAGAAAUUCCUUUCAGUUCGUGCCGUUCGCUUUCAUAAUUCCCCCUAAUUAUCCGCCGCACAUUUAAUAUUUUAUAUACAUAUUUUUUUUUCGGUGUUUGUGUAAUGUGCAAAAAAGGCGAGCACACAAGAAAUGAACGCCACGUUUGAAAUGCAUGCAUAACGCAUAUGUAAAGUUCAAGGAAGUCCAAAAGGCCAACACAUGCAUAUCCCAAGGAAAUAAAUUGAGGGAAAAUAACAAAAAAAAAAAAAACAUCCCGUAAACUGAUCUUGGUUUUUGUGUGAUACUUAUCUAAGCAAAGAGCGGUUAUUAUUUUUGUUCUACUUUGCCGCUGCCUGCUGCAUAAGCAAACAGGCAGCGUAAGCUGUCACCGACAUGGGCAGUGAGCACUACUGCUUGAGGUGGAACAAUUACCAAUCCAACCUGUUAGGGGUGUUUAGUCAAUUACUACAAGACGGGAGCCUGGUGGACGUCACACUAGUUUGUUCAGAGGGCACAUCCAUCAGAGCCCAUAAGGUGGUCCUCUCGGCUUGUUCCUCGUACUUCCAGAGCCUGUUCCUGGAGCAUCCCGAAAGACAUCCAAUUGUGAUAUUGAAGGACGUCCGUUUUGCCGAGCUGCAAACCUUAGUUGAAUUCAUGUACAAGGGCGAGGUGAACGUGCAAUACUGUCAGUUGUCCGCGCUGCUCAAGACAGCCGAAUCCCUCAAGGUCAAGGGCCUCGCCGAGAUGACGAACCAGAACACGACGCUGCGCGAACCGGAGCGGGAGCCAGACCGCUUGCGUCCGCAGGGCGGAGGCGGUAGCGGCGGGUCCGCCCACAAGUCGGCGGACAGUCCGGCGGCCGCUUUGGAUGCCACAGCGGCAACACAGGCGGCAACGGCUGCUGCCACGGCAGCGGCGGCGUCAGCGGCGACGGCAACAUCGACCUCAACAUCAGCAACAACUGCGGCGGCAACAGCAAUGGCAGCAGCAGCAGCGACAGCAGCAACAUCUGCGGCAACAACGGGGAGCAGCGGCAGCGGCAGCGGCAGCGGCAGUAGUACAACCACAACGGCGGCAACCACAACAGCAACCUGUGUGACAGCAGCAACAUCCACGGCAGCAACAUCCUCGCUGACAGCGGCAACAUCUGCAACGGAAGAGGCAACAUCAUCGUCAUCGCCGAGCGGCGGCAUUGCCGUGAAGCGGGAGGCCAGCGAUCGCUGCAGUCCCACGCCCGCCAAACGCUCGUCGCGAUUGCAUCCGGUGGACAAGAAGGAUGAGUUGUUGGCGGACCGGGAGCAAAAGCCGACGGAUGAAUUGCUCGCGGAGGAGUUGCUCGCAAGAACUCGCAACUUGAACGACGACGAGGAUGAUGAUGACGCUGUCGAGGAGGUGGAUGAGCUGGAUGAGAACGAGGAGGUGGCGGCGGCGUCGGCAGCGGCAGCGGCGAUGCGGCAACAGGAUGAAGAUGAGGAGGACGAAGAUGAGGAGGAGGAUACGCCCAUGCCGCUGGAUCUCUAUCAAAGACCUAAUGUCGACCCAAAAAGCGCAGCAGCAGCGGCACCUGCAGCAACAACGCAGCAGGGCGGCAACAACAACCUCAGCGGUAGCAGCAGCAACACCUGCAACAACAACAAUAAUAAUAACAACAAUAACAAUAACAACAACUCCAGCAGCAGCAACAACAACAACAACACUAGUAGUGGGAAAACAACAACAACAUCAGCCAGCAGCAAUGGCGGUACAGCCAACUCCGCCAGUGGAAAUGCAGAUUCUGUGGUUGCAGUGGACGAUGAUGACGACGAUGACAUUGGUGCUGACCAGCGACAGGUGGAUGAUCGCCUGGAGCAGGAAGCCGCCGACGAGGAGGACGAGGAUCAGGAUGACGAUGAUGUGGUUGUGGUGGGCAGUGCCAGUGCUACAACAAUGGCCAGUUGCAUUGCCCAGCGAUUGGCCCACCAUAGUUUCAACCGGUUGCAUCCGCAUCCGCACCCGCAUCUGCAUCACCAUCCACACUCGCAUUCGCAACACCACCAUCAUCCGCAGCACCACCAUCCGCAUACGCAUACGCAUCCGCCGCACCACGCCCACCAUCCGCAUUCGGAUGAGGAGGACGCCAUGCCCGUGAUUGCCAAGACCGAGAUUCUCGAUGAUGACUACGAUGACGAGAUGGAUCUGGAUGAUGAUGAUGAGGCGGACAACAGCAGCAACGAUCUGGGGCUCAAUAUGAAAGUGGGCGGCAGUGGCGGUGGGGGCGUGGACCUGUCCACCGGCUCCACCCUGAUACCCUCGCCCCUGAUAACUCUGCCAUCGUCAUCGGCGGCAGCAGCAGCAGCGGCGGCAGCAGCAGCGGCCAUGGAAUCGCAGCGCUCAACGCCGGCACAAGGAGCGGGAUCGGGAACGGGAGCGGGAGGAGCGGGCGCAUCGGACCUCAGUAUUGGAGGCUCCGGCGGUCGACCGGCGUCCCGGAGUUCCCGUGACGGCGGCGGCAACGAUAACCGCGGCGGAGCCUCUUCGUCCAGCCUGCUCAGUCCCGGAACGGUGGCCAAUCUCCUGCCCGUGCAAUCGGUGCCAUUGAGCCUCAAGAAGGAAAUCGAUUGCAGUGAGGACGACAACAGCAGUCACAGCAGACACAUGCAACAGCGUUCGGCAUCAGCUGGCGGCGGCCUGGGCGGCGACCUUGACUACCGCGCCUCCCACGAGUCGCUGCUCCGCAACUUCAGCUCCCCGAUGAGCGCGAUGGCCGCCAGUCGCUGCCCAACCCCCUUCGCCUUCCCCUUCUCGCCCCUCGGCCUGAGCCUCUUCGACAUCGAUCCGUCCAGAAUUCUCAGCCUGCUGCACCACCAGACCUGGCUGGCAGAAGAGGCUCUCAGGACACGCGGUCUUUUAGCGGCGCCCAAGGACUUUCCGCACCGCUUCACGACCCUCAGCGACCUGCUGACCAAGGACUACCAGCCGGGUCAGCCGACGGCCACGGCAACGGCCACGGCGACCACCGCCUCCUCAUCCUCCUCAUCCCUGUCCUCAUCCUCGACCAGCCAGAAUAGUGCCGGCCGAUCCGGCGAUACGCAGUACAAACACACACAGCAACAACAACCGCAGCAACCUCAGUCGGCAGCCACGGCAACGGCGACCUUUAACCUGCGCUACCCCACGGCCACGCCCACUGCUUUCUACCAGCAGCAGGGAAAGGGUCCCAAAUCCUCGCCAUCGCCCCAACAGAUGGCCACCAGCUCCACCACCACUCACUGUGCGGCCAUGUCCAACGAUUCCGGCGAGGAGGGUAGCUGCAAACGCAGUUCGGCGGACAGCGACGAGGUCACCAUUGUGGAGCUCCCCAGCGAACGUAGUGCCCAGCUGUACAAGGAAUCGCUGGAGCAGCUCCUCCAGCGCCAGCGUCGCACCCCAAUCUCUGGGAUCUCGGGCUCGGGAUCUGGAUCUGGAUCGGGAUCGGGAAGUGUUAUUGUUGAUGCCGCCGGCCUGAGGCAGUACACCCAAUUGCUGUUGGCCGGAGCAGCCGGUGGCAGUGGCAGUUCGGACCUCAAGGAGAAGAGCUCCUCGUCGUCGACCUCGUCCACACCGCCACUGUUGACCCAGCAGCUCAGCCAGAUGCUGAAGAGUCCCUCGGACACCUGCUCCUCGCUGUUCAGCUCGUCGGGAGGUGGCAACUCCGGCUCGGGGAUGCCGGGAGUGCAACUUGGAGUCACCGUGGGCGAGACCAUCGAGGAGGAGACCCGCUGUGUGGUCUGCAAUGCCCACUUCCCCAAUGUCUGGCUGCUCGAGCAGCAUGCCGCCCUCCAGCAUCCCCAUGUGGGUCCCGGCGAGGAGAAGCCCUUCAUCUGCGAGCAGUGCGGUCAGUCGUACCGCUAUCGCAGUGCCUAUGCCAAGCACAAGGAGCAGAACCAUCGCGCUCGUCUGCCCGCCGACAAGCUCUUCACCUGCGACGUCUGCGGCAUGCAGUUCCGCUACCUGAAGAGCUUCAAGAAGCACCGCCUCAACCAUGCCCUCGAGCGACUCCAUGGCAAGAAGAGUGUGGGCGUCGGUGUGGGCGUUGGCGUGGGAGUGGGUGUGGGAGUGGGCGUGGUCGGGCGUCUAGGCAACAGCGGAUCCUCCGCAUCGGUGGCGGCUCCCACCUCCUUAUCCGCCUCGGGUUCGGUGACCUCUGUGGACCAGGACGUGGUCACCAGCUCGCAGGAGCCCAUGUUGGCCGACGAGGGCGAGGAUCUGCGGGUUAAUGUGAAGAGGGAGAGGGGUGCCUCCGACGAGCACACCGCCGAAUCUCGGGCCAACGACAGCGAGGAGCACGAGCAGGACAACACCGUCGACUCGGCGGGCAUCACGAUGCUCUACCAGGACAACAACUCCUCGGCAUCGGCCUCCACCAGCGCCACCGAGCCGACCAUCAGCAGCUCCGACGGCAUUCAUAGUACAAACAAGCGGUCGCGUCUGCACCACUUGGAAACGGAUCCCUCCUACUCGCACCACCACCACCAUCAUCAUCAUCACCAGCACCACAAUGCAACCCACCUGGGUCACGUUUCACUGCCACUGGUGGCCAGCUCGGCUGCCGGUUCCUCAUCCUCGGCGGCUGCUGCUGCCGCUGUGGCCGCGGCCACCGCUGCCGUCGCCCAGGCGCAGGUUAAUUCCGGCGGAACCGGAAGUGGCGCCACCGGAAGCGGUGCGGCCGGAAGCGGCGGCGGUGCAGCUGGUGGCGGAGCAGCCGCAAGCGGCGGUGGCAUCAGUUCGCUCAGCUCGCUGACCUCGCUGAUCAACGCCGAACGCAUUCCGAACGAGCAGUUCCUGGGACUGAAUCCGCAGGAGGCCUCCAUACUCAACUUCUUACGCGUCGAUGCCGCCGAACGACAGCGGGACAAGCGACCGGCCACCUCGCGAUUCGCGUGCCCCUUCUGCGGCAAGUGCGUGCGCUCCAAGGAGAACCUCAAGCUGCACGUGCGCAAACACACCGGCGAAAGGCCAUUCGUGUGCCUCUUCUGCGGCAGGGCCUUCGGGGGCAAGUCCGACCUCACCCGCCACCUGAGGAUCCACACCGGCGAGCGUCCCUACCACUGCGAGUCCUGCGGCAAAUGCUUCGCGCGGGCCGACUAUUUGUCGAAGCACCUGACCACCCACAUCCACAAUGCGCCGCGCUGAGAUGAGGCGCGUAGGAGGCGGCUCCUACGCAGAUAAGGAACCAGCUCCAGGAUCAGCCUCUGAAAACCGCAACACACACACACCAUACUGAAUACAGAAUACAGGAAGCGUAUAAUGAAGCCUAUGUAUAAAUCUUAUUAUUACCAGAAAAGCUCUACGAUUAGAUCGAUGUAAACAUUUUGUCGCUAAAGAUGUGUUUUUUUUUUUUUUUUUUUUUUUUGUGGUUGCAAGCUAGAGUAAAACAAAAUUUGUGGGCAACUAUUUAGCACGGGUAUUAAAGUGUUUAAGAAUUCUGAAUAUACACCUAUCUCUCUAGAUAUAAAUAUGUGUGAGUAAGGAUUACGAUUAUAAUUAUCGUAGGCACAAGAUUACGUUUUUCUACAACUACGAUUAAGUGCAGAUGGGAAGGAAAUGCGAUUUGGUUCUGUGAAACAACUUAUUUCUCUAACACAUUAACGAAACAGCCAGAAAACUUUGCAAUAGCAAUAAACAAAAUAGUCUGUAUUUUCUACCGAAACAAACGAGGGGGAUACAUACAUAUAAGUAUGUACCACACACACACACACACACACACACUUUGUACCGCAGAUCUGCCGUUGAUAUACACAAUAGAUAAAAUAGAUAUAAUUUUACACCGAUCUAUAGAAGCUAAACUAGCAACAAUUUGUACAAAAAAGAAACAAGCAAAACAAAACAAACAACAAACGAGAGGAAACUAACUUUGCAAGAAUCAAUGCAAUAACUGAAAAAAACUCUGUUACCUACCACAGAAAACAAUAAGCUAAUUGGGUUUUUAGUUGAUUUUAGUACAGAAACUGUACUGAAACUAAGCCAACCACUAAAUUUAAAACAAAAUGUUUAAAACGCUACAAGCAUUAUUUAUUCUUCGGUUGACCGAUCUACAGAUAUAUGUUCAAAGGAAGUCAAAGUUGGUUUAUAGGAUUAUAGAACUGUAAAGCUAGGAGAUACUAAUGGGAUCUACCACCGUCAAUAGUUUAAUUUAUAUACAAAACAAAGCAAAGCAAAGCAAAGCAAGGCAAAUCAAAACUAAAAACAAACAUAGGAACAAUUAACAAUUACCAAUAGCAAUUACAAUUAAAACUGCAACUACAACAACACAAAACUAACUGUGAUCACAACAAGAAAACAACAUUGAAGUUUUAACUAACCUACAAACAAGCUGAACAAGCAAGAAUAGUUUAUAGCCAUGGCAACCAUGGCAAACAAUAGAGAAAUUGGGCGGUGCUGGCAACUCUGGUGCGCGCACCGUCCGUCCGCUGGAAACGAAAUGUGCAAUUAAACAAUAAAAACAAUAAAAUAGGGACAAACCCAUAGGUCAGAAAUGAUUUCUCAACAGAUAUCUGCUUCAUUUAACUAUGUUCAACAAACACAGUAGAAAGGGGAAAACAAAAGGAAAAAUGAAAAAGCAAAAAAAGCAAACAAGCAAAAAUCUUGAACCAAGAACAUCGAAUUAAAGUGUAAAUGAAAAUCCAAAAACCGAAAAAAAAACUUUAAUACAUAGAAGAAGAAGAUGAAGAAUGGGGAAGGGAUGGGAUGAACAGUUUUUUGUAUUAACUAAAUGUCUAACGCACUAAGAAGAAUAUUUGCAGUACCAAAAAAGUGGAAAGUAAAACUAAAAAAAAAAAAACGAGAACAAAUCAAAGUAAAGUGGUAGAAGUAAAGUAAAUGAAAACUUUCACUGUGCCAAAAAGUUUCAAGUACCUCAUAAUUUAACUAAAUAUUAACGAGAAGCAACUAACCACACCGAAAACAGCCCACACAAUCCACACGCAGUCCACACACACGAUCCACAAACCCCACAAAUAUCCCGCAACGAAAUGAGUCUAGACAGGAAAUGUCAAAGCGUAUAAUUACAUAGAAGCUGAAAGCUGAAAGCGAAGCGUUAACUAAUCCUAAUUUACCAACCGGAGAGGGCUAGAAAAUAGUUAGAUAGAUAGAGAUAGAGCUAGAAAUAUAGGGACAGAGAUAGAGAUAGAGACAGAGAGAGAUGGCGAUAGCGAGAGAGAAAGAGAAAGAGGGAGUCAGCGCAUGGGUAGAUCUACCAUCCACCGCGGAUCCACGUAUAUAUAUUUAUAUAUAUAUACAUACACUGUGUGAUCCGAUCCCCGAUUUUCGAUUAUUUUUUUGUAAUUUAUUUAUUCUUCAACAACACAGUUCUGCCUACAUUUUAUCUCCAAACUUAAGUGUUCAAUUGUAGCGAAUAUAUAUUUGCCUUGAAAUAUAUAUAUAUAUAUACAAGCAUAUGUUAUGUGAUAGUUUAACAAAUUUACUGCACCCCUUUUAAAGCCAACAUAUUUUGCCUAACAACACUAUGUUAAUUGUAAAGAAAAGACAACAAAUUAUUAUUUUCUUGAUACGUAAGUUUUUCAAUUUCAAUUGUGUCAGUAUGUGAACCGUCAAAGAUCAGGGCCUCUAGCAAAUGUUAUAGUUUUAGUUCAUUAUUAUUAUUAUUUUUAUGAUUAUUAAUCUGAUGUGAAUUUUUGAAUGCAACUUUUUGUAGUUUUAGUUUCUUUCGGUUCUCGAUAUCUCUUUUUUUAAUUUCUAUUUAUAUUCUAACAACAUGCUACUGCAACAACAAACAAAAAUCAACACUGCCUUUUGUAAACACACAAAAACCAGCAAAUGUAUAAUGCAAAAUUUGUAAUCGUACUAUUUUAAGUUACUCUUUUUUUUACCAUACCUAUUAAUUUUUGUAUGUAAACAUCACAAAUGCCGAAAUCUUUUGAGAAACUCUGUUUGAUUUUUAUUUUCCAAGCUCUAAAUUAAGUUUUUAAGCACAACA
Messenger RNA from Drosophila elegans, 8306 nucleotides. It is a transcript of the gene mamo, whose product is annotated as zinc finger protein 316. NCBI's taxonomy places the organism in Eukaryota, Metazoa, Arthropoda, Insecta, Diptera, Drosophilidae. Gene Ontology annotation, molecular function: DNA-binding transcription factor activity; RNA polymerase II cis-regulatory region sequence-specific DNA binding; protein binding. Gene Ontology annotation, cellular component: nucleus. The transcript is spliced from 10 exons. Gene Ontology annotation, biological process: regulation of transcription by RNA polymerase II. Bases 746 to 5503 code for a protein of 1585 amino acids. The record is from RefSeq and is a predicted model, not a curated record.